GAUGGGACAGUAGAAAGUGAAAAGAUCACAAGGACACAAUCUAAGUACAUUGAUGUCAUGCCUGGUGAUCAGGCUGUUAUGAACUGGACAUGGUGCAUCGCAGUGAACAGCUCAAUAACGGGCAUCAUUGUGUACAGAGUGACUCGUGAAAACUCACAAAUAACGAAUCGUGUGGUAUUGUCAAUGGAUGGGUCAAAGAAAGUACAUUAUCGCCAAGACAAUUCAAGGCAUGAACUUUACACUGUAGAAAUUGAGCCAAGUCUACAAGAAAAGGCAGUUUUUACUAUCAAUAACGUAAGCAAAUUGGAUGAUGGGGAAUACAGCCUGCAUGUUCGAAGAGUGGGAUAUCGUGAUCUUCAUAAUGAAAUCAACGUAAUUGUUAUUACUGACGAACCAACAGUCGCACUCCGUCGUUUGCGAGCAACAUCAAGAACACAAGGAAAAAAUUUUGUGCAUAUUUUGCUGGAUGAAAUGCAGGAAGCGUGGAAACAAAGCUGGAAGCUCCGAUCAGGAUUUCCUGGUGCAUGA
Molecule: messenger RNA, 528 nt
Organism: Dendronephthya gigantea
Lineage: Eukaryota; Metazoa; Cnidaria; Anthozoa; Malacalcyonacea; Nephtheidae
Exons: 3
Coding region: 58-528 (156 amino acids)
Source: RefSeq, a predicted model, not a curated record